Molecule: messenger RNA, 765 nt
Organism: Nezara viridula (southern green stink bug)
Lineage: Eukaryota; Metazoa; Arthropoda; Insecta; Hemiptera; Pentatomidae
Source: the annotation of a GenBank genome assembly
UGCCACACAAGUCGGGAAGAGAGGAAACCCUCUUGUGUCUCCUACGACUCCGCCCGAUCUUGGCAAAGUGACCAGAAAUAUAUUUCGGCCACUCCUUGGAACUUGUCCUACAACUGCGACAUUUUCGGGUUCCAGCCAGGCCCCAAUGGGCGAUAUGUAUUCCAUAUUUAUUCAAGAAACCUUCACUACGACCCAUGGGCAACGAAUUGUGGAUUUAGGGAAAAUUGCUGUAAGGUAUGUAACCCUUAUGAAGAAGAUGAAAUGAAAAACUGCAAAGAUGCGAUAAACGAACGAACUCAGGGGAGUUGCUGGUGGCUGGAUCGAAAAUCUUCAAAACAGUGUCCGGUAACUGUCAAUUCAGAAGCGCUGGUGUCACCGAUGGAAUGGAGUUGGCCAUCUUCAGGUGGUAGAUGGAAGGUCGUCUACAAGUGGAACCAAGGUAAAGUGGACUGUGAUGUUGACUACACUCCUUCAAGAGCGCAGACGUUUAGACUGAUAUCAUGGCAAUUUGAUGAUAACAAGCUAAUGCUGUCCUACUCCGCAAAUCCGAUGAGAAUAUAUAGGGAGCAAGGUUGGAAGAUGAAAGUCUUAGGAGGAGAGACUUGGGGGUUCACACCAGCUCCAGAUGGAUCCUGGACCUUCUCCGUUUACUCCAGAAACGUCGUCAUCAGACCUUUCGAGCGAUCUAGUGGUAGUUUUAAUCUUCAAAGCAACUAAAAAGCAGAAAGGAAUCAUCGAAUUAAUUUUUUUUUCUUCUAUGGACCC